AUGAAAGAUCAAAAGACCGAUUUUAGUACAGGUGUAAUGAAGGUUUACGCCUCACUCUUUAAACCGUUACGUGUCACAAGGCAUCAAUUUAAGAAGAUUUUAAAUUGUAUGAAACUGAUACGUUCCCUUAAAUAUCAGGAAGUUUAUGCUCAAGAAAAAGUCACUAAAGUGGACAGUCUAUCAUUAGUGCUAUCUGGCAAAUUAGUUGUUUCACAAAAUCAACGAGCAUUACAUAUAGUGUUUCCUCAUCAGUUCCUAGAUUCACCGGAAUGGUUUGGUGUUUCUACCGACGAUUAUUUUCAGGUAUCCAUAAUGGCUAUGGAAGAAUCGCGUGUGUUAAUUUGGCAUCGUGACAAGUUAAAAUUAUCCAUUAUGGCAGAACCAUUUCUGCAAUCAGUAUUCGAUCAUAUACUAGGACGAGAUGUAGUUAAGAAAUUGAUGCAAGUGACACAGGUUAGCGAGUCAAUUGCAAGCAACGGAUUCCUGCCUUCAGGUGGCUAUGACGAUGGCGAAGAUAAACCUAUGCUUAUAAUGAAGAAAAGUGUGGAGGGUCAUGGUUUAACAGCUUUAAUUAAUAGGCAAUUACAAGGUAUGUCGUGAUCCCCGCAAUCACUUCU
This is a messenger RNA of Teleopsis dalmanni, 617 nucleotides long. Its product is annotated as blood vessel epicardial substance-like. The transcript is spliced from 6 exons. Lineage: Eukaryota; Metazoa; Arthropoda; Insecta; Diptera; Diopsidae. The coding region runs from base 1 to 600 and encodes 199 amino acids. The record is from RefSeq and is a predicted model, not a curated record. Gene Ontology annotation, molecular function: cAMP binding. Gene Ontology annotation, cellular component: sarcolemma.